CAAGGAACUAAGGAUUAAAGGGAAAAGGAGACUGACAUUCCAUCAGAACCCCUGUGGAGCUGCAGCGGGGACGAGUCGACCGGCUGUGAUUUCUUAGCCUGGAGAAAGGCAGAGCUGUGAGGAACACGCAGGGAUGUGGCCUCGGAUGUGGCUUUUAAUUCCCCUGUGUGCAGCAGCUGUGUGUGCAGGUGUGAGCGGUGCUCAGGUCUACAGGAACGGCUCGACAGAAAUGUGUCGUCAUCGGUGCGAUGAGCUUCUGGAUUURAUCUCAGAGAUCCACGGUCUGAGGGUUGUCACCAACAGCCUGCUGGGAGACCUGGAGAAAGUAUCAAAAGAAAAUGAGGAGAUGCGGAUAUCUUUGGUUGAGCUGAGCAGCAGCAGCAGCAGCAGCAGCAGCAGAAGUAGCAUCAGCAGUAGCAGCAACGGCAGAAGCAAAAGCAAUGGAAAGGAAGAGGACAACCAUUCUGACAGAGACACAGACCAGGUGGACAACCAUUUUGAGAGAGACGGCGAUGGGGAGGACAACAAUCCUGACAGAGACGGGGAGGACAACAAUCCUAACAGAGACGGGGAGGACAACAAUCCUAACAGAGACGGGGAGGACAACGGUCUUGACAGAGACAGAGACGGGGAGGUGUGGUGUGUGCAGGACGGACGAGUGUACGAGCAGGGAGACGUCUGGGAGACGGACAGCUGCACCUCCUGCUCCUGUCAGGAUGGGAAGGCUGUGUGUCAGCAGGCGCUGUGUCCCCCGGUGUCCUGCAUCAAUCCGGUCUUUGUCGACAGAAAAUGCUGUCUUGUUUGUCUCGACAACGAGGACGGCUGGUCCCCGUGGACUGAGUGGACCCACUGCUCCGCGACCUGUGGACGUGGUGGGCAACAACGGGGCCGGUCCUGCAACGGCAUCACGCCCUGCGCCGGGCCCUCACUUCAAACACGCAGCUGCACUCUGACCAAGUGUGACCGCAAGACUCGUGUUGACGGGAGCUGGGGUCUUUGGUCUCCAUGGUCUUCGUGCACAACCACGUGCGGAGAAGGUUACAAUACACGUGUCCGUCUGUGCAACAACCCUCCGCCACAGAAGGGGGGCAGGGCGUGCCCAGGCAGCGCCGGGGAGACGCGACCGUGCAACAACACAAUCUGCCCCAUUGCAGGAAGGUGGACGGCCUGGAGCACGUGGUCACAAUGCUCUGCGACAUGUGGUGGGGGCCUCAUAAGCCGCCAGCGGGAGUGUUCGAGUCCCGCCCCUCAGAAUGGCGGCAAACCUUGCGCCGGUGAAGCUGCGGACUACGAAGCGUGUAACAAAGAGCCGUGUCCCGUUGAUAUGUGUUUGCUUUCAAGUCCGUGUUUUCCCGGCGUAGAAUGCACAUCGAGAAGCGACGGAUCGUGGGAAUGUGGACGCUGCCCUUUGGGUUUGAAAGGGAACGGCACACACUGCGAAGACGAAAAUGAGUGUGAAGUGGAGGGGUUGUGUUUUACAAAGUGUGUAAACACAGAUCCUGGAUUCUAUUGUCUGCCCUGCCCUCCUCGCUACAAAGGCACACAGUUGUUCGGCAUCGGACUACAGGAAGCCUCGAAAACUAGACAGGUGUGUGAGCCACACAAUCCUUGCAAAGACAACACACACACCUGCCACCAGUAUGCGGAGUGUGUAUACCUUGGCCUGGCUUCUGAGGUGUUGUAUAAGUGUGUGUGUAUCGUUGGGUUUGCUGGCGAUGGCUUCCUGUGUGGUGAGGACCCUGACCUGGACGGCUGGCCCAGUACAGCGUUGCCAUGCAUGCAGAAUGCCACAUAUCACUGUGAGAAGGAUAACUGCCCCAAAGUGCCAAACUCUGGACAGGAAGACUUGGACAAGGAUGGGCAGGGGGACGCCUGUGAUCCUGAUGAUGACAAUGACAACAUUAUAGAUGAGAGGGACAACUGCCCGCUGACGUAUAACCCUCGGCAGUUUGAUUCGGACAGGGACGGGGUUGGCGAUCACUGUGACAACUGUCCGUUUGACAGCAACCCACAGCAGACAGACACCGAUGACAACGGAGAAGGAGACGCCUGCAGCAUCGACAUUGAUGGAGACGAGAAACUGAACGAGUACGACAACUGUCCUCUUGUGUACAACACUGACCAGCGGGACACAGACAUGGAUGGUGUUGGAGACCAGUGUGACAACUGUCCUCUCCUUCACAACCCACUGCAGCUCGACUCUGACAGCGACCUGGUGGGGGACAUGUGCGACGACAACGAGGACAUCGACGAGGACGGACACCAAAACUCUCUGGACAACUGUCCGUACAUUGCCAACAGCAACCAGGCCGACCAUGACAAGGAUGGAAGAGGCGAUGCUUGUGACCACGACGAUGACAAUGACGGUGUCCCUGAUGACCGGGACAACUGCAGACUGGUUCCCAACAGGGACCAGAUGGACUCAGAUGGCGAUGACAGUGGAGAUGCAUGCUUCGACGACUUUGACAACGACAGCAUUCCAGACUCACUGGAUCCCUGUCCUCUGAACCAGGACAUCGGGUCUACGGACUUCAGGAAGUUUCAAGGCGUUUUAUUGGAUCCUAAAGGCACCACGCAGUCCGAUCCCCUGUGGGUGAUCCGCAGUCAGGGGCGGGAGCUGCUGCAGACAGCCAACUCUGACCCUGGAAUUGCUUUAGGAUAUGACAAGUUCAGUUCUGUAGACUUCAGCGUGACUCUUUAUGUGAACACCAACCGAGACGAUGACUAUGUAGGUAUUGUGUUUGCCUAUCAGUCCAGUCGACGCUUCUAUGUUGUCAUGUGGAAACAGGUGUCCCAGGCUUACUGGGAGAAAAGACCAUCCAUGGCUUUUGCCACUGCAGGCCUCUCCAUCAAACUGGUCCACUCCAGCACCGGACCGGGGGAGUAUCUCCGCAACGCCCUGUGGCACACCGGAAACACUAGACACCAGGUCAGAACCUUGUGGCAUGACCCGAAUGAAAUUGGCUGGAAGGACUACACAGCGUACCGCUUGCAUCUUAUCCACCGACCCAAAACUGGAUUUAUCAGGGUGGUUGUGUACGAGGGCAGGGACAUUCUCUCCGACUCAGGCGCGGUUUAUGACCACACCCUGGCUGGAGGCCGACUGGGACUGUUCGUCUUCUCUCAGGAACAUGUCAUCUUCUCAGACCUUCGAUACGAGUGCAGAGAUAACUGAAGUUUUUUUUUCUUGGGAUGAUCAGGAUGCUCCACAGCAAACAGCCAGAGGUCCACAAUAAACUCAGAAGAUUUUAAUACAACAUGAGGUGUACUGGACGCAGGCCUUUUAUGCAGCCAAGACUAUCAAUUAGUGACCGUCGUCCUUCUACCUGUCAGCUUUUUAUGCAGCAGUAUUGAUUCCAGGCUCUCAUUCGCUGUAUAUUACUCCUCUGGCACCGUGUCUAAUGACACUCCUUGUUGCUUUUCGUUUGUGUCUUCCUAAAGGUUGUAAAUAAUUAUUUAUUGCGAGAGGCCAGAUAUAGGAGAGAUGAAAAUGAUGAUGGAGAGAGCUGAGCUGAUGUCUGGUGGUAACUUAUCAAUAAAAGGCGUUUUUUUAAUCAA
Molecule: messenger RNA, 3558 nt
Organism: Austrofundulus limnaeus
Lineage: Eukaryota; Metazoa; Chordata; Actinopteri; Cyprinodontiformes; Rivulidae
Product: thrombospondin-2
Exons: 21
Coding region: 134-3175 (1013 amino acids)
Biological process (GO): negative regulation of angiogenesis; cell adhesion
Cellular component (GO): extracellular region
Molecular function (GO): calcium ion binding; protein binding
Source: RefSeq, a predicted model, not a curated record